Molecule: messenger RNA, 1626 nt
Organism: Fusarium subglutinans
Lineage: Eukaryota; Fungi; Ascomycota; Sordariomycetes; Hypocreales; Nectriaceae
Product: delta24-sterol reductase
Exons: 1
Coding region: 1-1626 (541 amino acids)
Biological process (GO): steroid metabolic process
Cellular component (GO): membrane; cytoplasm
Molecular function (GO): Delta24(24-1) sterol reductase activity; FAD binding
Source: RefSeq, a predicted model, not a curated record
AUGUCGCUGAUCGCUUCACCUGAAGAGCAAAACAAGCCACCUCCAGACUCAGAACCCGGGUCCCAGUCCCCGACAAUGGAGCGCCACAAGCAGGCUGUGACAACCAUCGCAUCAGCCGUUCGCGGCUUCUUCGAGCGUCGUGAGCCAUACCGCAUCUUCCACGGCAGCACGAAUAGCACGCGGCCUCAGCAGACAGGCAAGCCCGUCGUCGAUAUCAGCGCCCUUCGAAAUGUCCUCCAGGUCGAUCGUGCGACUCGCACUGCUCUCGUCGAGCCCAAUGUUCCAAUGGAUAAGCUUGUUGAGUCUACGCUGAAGCAUGGCCUUGUACCGCCUGUUGUUAUGGAGUUUCCUGGUAUCACGGCCGGAGGAGGGUUUGCAGGCACAGCUGGCGAGAGCUCCUCGUUCAAGCACGGAUUCUUCAAUGAUACUGUCAAUUGGGCCGAGAUGGUUCUUGGAAAUGGCGAGGUUGUUCGAGCAUCGCGGCAGGAGAACGCUGACUUGUUUCGUGGUGCUGCUGGAGCUGUCGGUUCUUUGGGCAUGACAACGCUUCUUGAGCUCCAGUUGCAGGAAGCUAAGAAGUUCGUGAAGACGACCUAUCACCGUACGAGCAGUGUUGCCGAAGCUGUUGCCCGGAUCCGCGCCGAGACCGAGAAUCCUUCCAAUGACUAUGUCGACGGCAUUCUCUUCUCCAAGGACCAUGGUGUUGUUGUUACUGGUACCCUGACUGAUGACAAGCCUGCCGAUAUCAAGCCCCAGACCUUCAGUGGUGCUUGGGAUCCCUGGUAUUAUCUCCAUGUCCAAGAUCGCACUCGCAAUAUUCCCUCCGCUGGCCCUACUGCCUCCGCCGAAUCUGCCUCAUCCUCUCCUGUUGAUUAUAUCCCUCUCGCCGAGUACUUCUUCCGCUAUGACCGCGGUGGUUUCUGGGUUGGCGCCGCUGCCUUCACUUACUUCAAGGGUGUUCCUUUCACAAAGUUCUUCCGCUGGUUCCUCGAUGAUUUCCUUCACACUCGUAUGCUAUACCGCGCUCUUCAUGGCAGCGGCGAGUCUGCUCGUUUCAUCGUCCAGGAUCUGGGUCUACCUUAUAAGACUGCUGAGACCUUUGUCGAUUACACUGCCGAGAACUUCAACAUCUGGCCCCUAUGGCUCUGCCCUUUGAAGCAGACACCUCCUCCGACUUUCCAUCCUCACACUGGCGAGACCACAACUGCUGCUGACGGAACUGUGACCACUCCACCAUCACUGAACAUUGGUCUCUGGGGCUGGGGACCUUCUGACCCAGAUGAAUUUGUUGCCAAGAACCGCGCUCUCGAAGAUAAGCUUGUUGAGCUAGGAGGUUUGAAGUGGCUCUAUGCUCACACUUAUUACAACGAAGAUGAGUUCUGGAAGCUCUACGACCGACAAUGGUAUGAGGCUCUGCGAAAGAAAUAUCACGCCGAGACACUUCCUACUGUUCAUGACAAGGUCAAGGUUGAUGUUGAAGCACGAAAGGAAGAACGACAGAAAUGGAAGCGUUCUCUCAAGAGCAAGCCCCCGCUGGGCGGCCUGUAUGGUAUCUGGAAGGGCAUUCAGAGCAAGGACUACAUGCUCCACCGACAUGCAGAGUGGAAGUUCAAGGAGGAGAAGUAG